Zeugodacus cucurbitae (melon fly) is the source of this 1194-nucleotide messenger RNA. RefSeq names its product cilia- and flagella-associated protein 298. NCBI's taxonomy places the organism in Eukaryota, Metazoa, Arthropoda, Insecta, Diptera, Tephritidae. The transcript has 4 exons. Gene Ontology annotation, biological process: regulation of cilium movement. Bases 172 to 951 code for a protein of 259 amino acids. The record is from RefSeq and is a predicted model, not a curated record.
GUUGUUUACCGGUCUCCGGAAUUUUUAUACGAAAUUCACUUUGUGUUAUUUGUCUGAAAAAAAUUUGUGAAAAACAAUAUUUGUUUAUAGAGCCAUAUUUAAGCAAAACUUGAUACCAAACAGAAAAGUCAACUCUUUGCAGAACACCCAUUUAAUUUACCAAUCAACGAUAUGGUGUUGCUUCAAGUGAAACGUGGCGACGAGAAUCUCUUCAUUUACGAGACCAGCGUCGAUGAGAACACCACCGAUGUCAUAAGGGACAUCACUGCUAUUUAUAACGGGCGCUUGAAAGUCUAUCGCGUUUGUUCGGAAAUUGAGGAACUCGUCGAGCAUGGUACCAUGUUGCCACCCGAAAUGAUUGGUCUGACCGAUGAGCAAGUGGUUGAGUUGAAAUUGAAGGAUAUUUGGGCUGAGAAAUGCGUACCAUCUGGUGGUUACGUUACGAACAAGGAUCCACUGGGUCGCCGUAAUGGACAGCAGCCGCAAGAGAAAAUGCGUGAGAUACUUAAGAAGUCAAUGGAGGAUGCCAAGAGUUUCAUCGAUAAGAAAUUAGUGGGUGCGCGUCAAGCGUUGAAUUUGAAAAACGUUUCGGAGGCUUUGAAUUUACUACGCGGUGCUUUAACUAUUGUUUAUCCCAUGCAAUUGCCACCGCACGACAUCAUACGCAUGGAAUUCAAUAAUACGGAGGACUUGAGCGGCACACAAGCCUCACGCGAAGUUAUCGAACCGGUGAAGGCCCAAUUGUGGUUCGCUGGCAAGCAAAUACUGCCCGACAAUAAAUUAUACAAAUACGUGGGCAAGAAUGACAAGACCAAAGUUGUUGUCAAAAUUAAUAAACAAGGUGAAGGUCCACCUAGUCGCGAGGCUGUGCUCACGGAGGAUAUGCGUAAACGUAUGAUGGCCGAAGCUUAUCGCAGGCAGGAACAAUUGAAGGCGUUCGAUCCUAAAUGAAUUCACUAAAGUUAAUGACUAUAACGAGUACACUACGAGCGAGUAAAAUAUGAGUUGAGUUGAGAGAGAGUAAGUUCGAGAAAUGAAAAGUAGAGAGGAGAAAAAGGAAAAAUUUAAUUUCUGUUAAUUUUGACAACAUAAAUGCAACAACAAUAGCGCCAAUCAACAUGCCAAUAUAGUUUUAUGGAAAUACUCGUUUAUUGGAAUAUUAAGAGCAUGCAAAAAAAUUACAAUUCAACUGAA